CUGAUGCAUCUGGGAGUCCACUGUACCUAUGACAACCAACAACUGGCUGCUUCUGUGGAUGUGUUCUUUCUCUGCUGUCAGCUAUUUCAACUAAUGUGGUUUCCUCCCAGAUCCGGGGCCCACAUCUCAAAGACCUGCAUUGUGUACAGCCUGGUGACUGCAGUCCCUGCACGGAGGCUCCAGCAUCUCCUGGGGCACAGCCAAUAUAGUGAGGCCACAGUAUAUCUUCCAAGGAGGUCCGUGGCAUUAUCUGUGGGAAAGAAUAAAAAUAUUGUUGAAGGUCUGCUUGUUCAGGAAGUGGUCGAAGAAACAAGUCCGUUUAAAGACAAAAUCCCUUCCCCUGGAUCGACUUGUCUUCUGUGUCUGCACGGGACACGCCCCUCACAAGGUUCUUUAACUUGCACCCGCGAUUGCAGCAGCAUUUCAGCUUCGUGUACCGCAUGAAGAUGUUAAAGAAGCCAAAUGAACCUGACGACGAAGGAUGCUGCAGAGACUGACCCUCCUGAGGAUGAUGGCUUGUGAUUGAUCCAUUGACAUCAGAUGAUGCUAUCAUUGCUAAAUGCUUACAAGACAGCAUACAACUUUAAAGAAAUUAUAGAACGACUAGUCCAAAGUACAACAAUGUCAUACUAUGCUUCUCUAAUCCUCAUUUUCAAUCACCAGUAUUCUGUCCAGCUUCUCCCCGUAACAGUAGUCACUCUUCUCCUCUUUAGGCAGUCUGGCCUCCUUUAUCGUUUCUCCAUAGCUGUGCCAUUCAUCUUUGUAGGAAAAGACUGUCAGUGCUUGGGAGUGCACACUUUUCCAUUCUGAUCAAACACUCCACAGGCUGGGAUAGCAUCGGUUGGAUACAGAGUAAAGCCCUCCUGUCAAACUCUCCCAUCACUGUCACAUCAAACACACCCAGAGCAGGAACUGCACAGGUUGGAUUCAGAGAGGAGCACCCUGUCCUCUAUGGUUCUUUUGCCUGAAAACACCUUAAAUAUCUACAUUUUGAUGGCAGAAUGGUUUCUUUGUAUUUGCUAUUAAAAGCUAUCAUGAUUUUGAAACCCUCUGCAAAAUCUCCCUUUAACUUUCUCUGCUCUCAGGACAACUCCAUUUUUGCAGUCUUUCCAUAGAACUAAAGACGGUUAUCCCUAGAAUCAUUCAGGAGAGCAUCCUCUGUAGUGCUUGAUGGUCAGCGCAGGCUUGGUGGGGCAAAGGACCUGUUUCCAUGCUGUAUGACUCUGUGACAAACCUAAUCGAAAUUUUAAAGCACAUUUGCCUCAUGAUGCUGGUACCAGCUUUUACAAAGAAUUAUCCAGUUUUAGUCCAGACAUCAGCCUUUUCACCAUAAUCCUGUGAAGUAAACCUUUGACAUACUUGA
This is a messenger RNA of Pristis pectinata (smalltooth sawfish), 1363 nucleotides long. RefSeq names its product NADP-dependent oxidoreductase domain containing 1 (gene noxred1). Lineage: Eukaryota; Metazoa; Chordata; Chondrichthyes; Rhinopristiformes; Pristidae. The record is from RefSeq and is a predicted model, not a curated record. The transcript has 3 exons. Bases 4 to 444 code for a protein of 146 amino acids.